UUUUUCAGAGAUGUCCGAGGAAGAAGCAAGGAGGCUUUCUCUAUCCGCACAGGAAGAAGAAUCCUCGGAAAGACAGCAACAAACAUCACCAACCGACCAUGGCAGAGUUUCGCAUGAAGAAGCGGACUCGGGAGAAGAAUCCAGCAGCAGGGCACCCAACUUCACAGAUGAAGAAACGGACACCCUAAUCAAUCAAGUUGUUCAUCACUCCUUUCAACUUUUCGGAUCGCCGGCAAGAAAUGUUCAUCACCGAUUCAAGGGAACGACGUGGAAUGAAAUCUCUGAAUCAGUUUCUUUGGGAGGUGGGUUCAAGCGAAGCAACGAAAGUUGCAAGAAAAGGUUACGCGACUGUAGAAGAUCCGUCAAUCUCAAGAUCCAAAAAGGGCAAAAAUUACACAAGGAUUGGGAAAAGAAGAUGGAGAACUACUUCGUACUUGUGCAGGAAGAAAUGGCAGGAACCAGUGCAGAAGGAGCCACAAAAUAUUCUACGCCAACAAAACAUAGCACGCCACAAACGGAAACAACGCCAAAGAAGAAAACAAAAUCGCAGAAAGAUUCCACAGUUAAGGCAAAGAGAAGAGUUUCUUUUGGAUAUCCGACAACUGGAGGAGGUGCUGAGGAUACCGAAACCCAGAUACAGCAUACAAUAUUGCCGAUUGAUUCAACACUGCAAGCAGCGACACUUCAAGCAGAAUCAGCCCAGAUGCACCCACCCACGGUGCAGGAAGAAACAUCAUCCCAACAGCCACUUCCAGAAGAAAAUUCAUCACAGGGGCACCCACAGACACUGCCAGAAGAGUCCUUUUCACAGAGCUACCCUGCAAUUGGAGACCAUAAUCUUGUUGAAAGAACAGAGCAAAUUCCGGACAUGGAAACUUCAGGCAGUGUACCAGAAGUCCUUGAAUCAAAAACACCGGAAACUACGCCAGGAGAGUCAUCACUCAAUCUAAUACUGGAAGCUUUAAAGAACAUGGACCAAUGUAGAGCUGAAGAAAGCCAAAGGAUUAAUAAUCGUUUGGACAACAUUGUUAUGCACACCAGUGCCUGCAGGAAAAUUGGAACAGGCCUUCAAAGCAUGCUACUGUGGCAACAACAGUGCAACCUAAACACAAGCAUGAUUUCAACAAGCCUGCAGCUGAUGACAGACGAAGGAAGAAGAUUGCACAGCGCACAACCACAGCAGGCAGAACGAAGUUCGGAAGACACAACACCAUCAAACAGAACAUCAAUUGAUCAAGAAAUGUAUGCUCAAGAAGAGAGAGGAGAUCUGGCUUACCAAAGAGCAUUGUCAGUUUUGAGACUGCAGCGUCAAAGGUCAGAAGAAUUGGAGCAGUCCAUAAUACAGCAAGAGAUGUGGAACAGAGCACAGCAGGAGAUGUUGGAACAAGCACAGACGGUUAUGUGGAACAGAGCACAGGAGGAGCAUGCCCGAGCCCAGGAGGAACAUGCCCGAGCCCAGGAGGAACAUGCCCGAGCCCAGGAGGAGCAUGCCCGAGCCCAGGAUGAGCAUGCCACAGCACCGGAGGAGCAUGCCACAGCACCGGAGGAGCAUGCCACAGCCCCGGAGGAGCCGUCAGGAGCCCAGGAGGAGCCGUCCACAACACAUACCGACAACUGGCAAGACCUAAUCGGAGAAGGGUCCAGUCCGAGAAGACAACAGAAUAAUGAUGCAGGCAUAGAGCUACCAAGCAUCAAAAUGGUCAAAUGCUGUAUUUGCAGAAAACUAAGUUGUGAAAAGUUGAGAACGUCCAUGAUGGAAGAACCGAAGAAUUUGGAACUAAAAGAUCAUUGCGGCACAGAAGCCUUCUACAGUCAAAACCAAAAACAUCAACCCUAA
Messenger RNA from Pseudophryne corroboree (corroboree frog), 1837 nucleotides. RefSeq lists its product as uncharacterized. Bases 11 to 1837 code for a protein of 608 amino acids. The transcript is spliced from 9 exons. The record is from RefSeq and is a predicted model, not a curated record. NCBI's taxonomy places the organism in Eukaryota, Metazoa, Chordata, Amphibia, Anura, Myobatrachidae.